Messenger RNA from Salvelinus sp. IW2-2015, 4443 nucleotides. NCBI's taxonomy places the organism in Eukaryota, Metazoa, Chordata, Actinopteri, Salmoniformes, Salmonidae. The record is from RefSeq and is a predicted model, not a curated record.
UUGUCCUGUUGCAGAGUAACUACCUGGUGUUUAUGGUGUGUUUUGUCCUGUUGCAGAGUAACUACCUGGUGUUUAUGGUGUGUUUUGUCCUGUUGCAGAACAACUACCUGGUGUUUAUGGCAGAGCUGUUCUGGUGGUUUGAAGUGGUGAAGCCUUCGUUUGUACAGCCCAGAGUCUUUGACCCACAAGCCUGUGAUCCUGCCCAUUCAUCCAGGACUAUGGGUCCUAUGUGUAGCCCAGCCAAAAAGGACUUUGGGGACAGACCUGACAGCCCAAAACACGACAGGCUUCAACCAGACUCUGCUUCAGGUGUGAUCAAGAGGUCGGCGUCCAUGUCCUAUGUGGACGGCUGUGUGGGGACGUGGCCUAAGGAGAGACGGUCUCGGGGCAUCUCCUUUGAGAUUCCUCUGGACGGGGACCCAAGCGCCCCUCCCUGUCGGAGUCCUUCCCUCCGAGGCAUGACCCGCUCUGCCAGCACAGAGGGCCUGGGGGGGUUCAAAGUUCACCACACACCUCGUGGGGGCAUGAGGCACCAACUCCCCUUUCAGCCAGUUAGCGUUAACGGUCAGGGUUGCAGUGCCGGACACAUACCCGAGGAGGACUACGACAGGGACUCACUUUACUACAACUCCCAUAAAGCACUGGGGCGUGGGCAGACUCAGCCACAUAGGAACCAGAGCAGAUAUUCCAAUGGCGUUCUCCCAGAGAACGGCAAGGGCGGCAGUGGCCCCGUCAGCCCGUCAACCCCGCCCAGCAUCGAAGAGGCCCUGAAUAUCAUCCACGACACAGAGAGGCCCCACGGCAGCCUGGGGCCCGGGGCCAACGGCUUCUUCCUACAUGAUGGAGCCGAACCUCCAGACCCAGGCGACGACCCUGACGACUACCCAGGAUCGGCUAAGGCCCGGGCGGACGAGGCCGACCCCAACUCAGCCUCUACGGAUGAGGUGGACACAGGGAUCCACGUGAGGACGGAGGACAUCCAGGAGAGUUUGGAGGAGGACAACUCUUCCCUCAGGGACUACUCUGAUAUAGACCCUGACUAUGAGGCUAUGACCCGAUCCUGUCCCCUAACAGAGGGGGAUGGAGAGAGGGGGCUGAGGAACAGAGACAGGGGAGAGAGGAGCAGCCCAUGCCCCAGCUCGGUGCCCCCCGCUCCCCUGUCCCAUGUGCCCAGCCCUGCCUCAUCCUCUGGCGGUUCAGGCGGAGGCGUGGUUCGCAUGACCAGCUUCGCCGAGCAGAAGUUUCGUAAGCUUGAGGGACGGAGCAGUGGAGGAACCACCCCCGAGAGCUCCGAGCUCAAUGUUCCGAACACGCCCCCCGCACAAACUGCCACACCUGAGGGCUCAAGCCCCGCCCACCCAGCCCAGAGCCCGGCCACACCCUCUACCAGAGACCACACCCACCUGCUGUKGUCAGAGAUGGUGCACCUGAAGAUGAAGCUGGAGGAGAAACGCAGAGCCAUCGAGGCCCAGAAGAAGAAGGUGGAGGCAGCGUUCACCCGGCAUCGUCAGAAGAUGGGCCGUACAGCCUUCCUCAACGUGGUGAGACGGAAAGGGAUAACCCCCUCUCCCACCAGCCCCAUCCCUGGGGGCCCAGACCUGGACAAGUCCUCCCCAGACCCCCUCCUCACCCCYUCAGGCAGUCUGGGCCAGGCGGAGAGGUGCAAGCCCGAUGGAGCCGCUCCCAAGUCCCCCUGCGAGGAGGGUGCAGGGAUAGUGGCUGGAGAGGUGGACCUGGCUGAGUACACGAGCUCCAUCGAGAGGCUGAACACGUCCCUGGGUUUCCUGCAGACGGAGAUGCAGCGGCUGGCUCAGCAGCAGGACAGGAUCAUGGCCAUGAGGGAACAGCAACAGUCCUGGGUUAUACCUCCUCCAGCGCCCUCACCACACAGGCAGCUACGGGAGCUCCGGCGCAACAGCGUAGCCGGCCGGGGGUCCGUGGGGUCCCUGUCCCCCAUCCUGUCCUCUGCCGGUGGUUCCCCCCGCGCCCCCCACCGUUCCCCUGGAGGCCUCAAGCGCCGACCAGCCUCCUUCCACGCCAGCACCCCUCACACCCCCCGUACCCCACGCCCCAGCGAGCUCAAGGUAACCCCCUUAAGACGGAUGCUCAACACSCCCACGUCCGUGGACAGUCUGCCCAGGCUACGACGCUUCUCCCCGAGCCAGACCCAGGUCACCUCCUUUGCCUACCUGGGACAUGAUGAGGGUCCUGGGGCCACAGAAGAGGGCAAGGAGGGAGGGGCCCCAGGGGGAGCAGAGGUGCCCCAGAACCAAAAUGAGCAGCCUGAGACACAGCCAGAGGUAGCAGAGUCGGGGAUAAGGAGUGCAGGCGCUCAUCCCUCCUCGCCCACUAAAGGGAGAGAGCAGGAGAGGAGAGAUGGAAGGACGGAGAAGUUGGCAGAGGUGCUGUCCCAACCCAGUAGAGACCUGGUAGAAAUACCAAUGUCCGCACUGAAACCUCUGGGAGGACAGGGUCUGGAGACGAGUGGAGAGAUGUACGGAGAUGACCAGAAAAUGUGCUGUGGGUUCUUCUACAAGGACGAUGGGAAGGGAGAGGAGGACAUGGCGGUGAAGAGGGCUGCUCUGCUGGAGAAGAGGCUGAGGAGAGAGAAGGAGACACAGGAGAAGAAACAGCAGCAGGAGCUGGAGCAGGAGCAGAGGAAGGAGGAAGCACGGCUGAAAGCAGAGGAGGAGCAGCAGAAGCGAGAGGACGACAAGCAAAGGAAAGAUUACAUAAAGAACGAGUACAUGAGGAGGAAGCAUUUGAAGCAGGUGGAGGAUAUGGAUGUCAGGCCCCGCCAUGGAAGUCUUAAAAAGAAGCCACGCCCCAAAUCCAUCCACAGGYACGUCAUGGAGUCACCCAAGCCCCCCGUCAGAGCCACGGGUACUCGACCGCGGGGGUUCUCAGUCUCCAGCAUGUCCCUGGCCUCCCUCAACCUGGCCGACAACGACAGCAACGCGGGAGAUAAGAGGACCCCCAGGCCAGACUCUGCGAGGCCAGACUCUGCAGAGGGCAAUCUGUCGUCCUGCCCGUCUCGUAACGGAGAGAAGGACUGGGAGAACGAGUCCACAACCUCCUCCACUCCCUCCAACCAAGAGUACACAGGCCCAAAGCUGUACAAGGAGCCCAGUGCCAAGUCCAACAAGCAUAUCAUCCAGAAUGCACUGGCCCACUGCUGCCUAGCGGGCAAGGUCAACGAAGAGCAGAAGAACAAGAUAAUAGAUGAAAUGGAGAGGUCGGGGGCCAAUAACUUCCUGGUUCUAUUCCGGGACACGGGUUGCCAGUUCCGCUCGGUGUACUCCUACUGUCCAGAGACGGAGGAGAUCACCAAGCUGGCGGGCAUCGGGCCAAAGAGCAUCACGGCCAAGAUGAUCGAGGGACUGUACAAGUACAACUCGGACAGGAAGCAGUUCAGCCACAUCCCGGCCAAGACCAUGUCGGCUAGUGUAGACGCCAUCACCAUCGCCCCCCACCUGUGGCAGACCAAGAAACAGGGCACACCCAAGAAACUGGGUAGUCUCAAGUAGUCACAGCAACAAGCCGUUUUCAUAACAAACCAAGGAUAUUGUUGUUCGGUGUCUUGGGCUAUAGUUGAGGACUGAGGGGAGACUUUGUGGUUUAUCCGACCCAGGAAUGGACCCAGGUCUGGMUAUGACCUGGGAUAUUACAGGGUCUGGUUUGGUAUGAACGGUGCUAAAGAGUCCAGCUUUCUAAUGUUCUUUCCCAGUAAGAUAUCCCCAGAACACUUAAACUCAGCAUUCAUCUGGGUCUGAUAUCUGAUAUACAYUAUAGUUGGAUGAUUAUGUAGAAGGGUUUUUCUUCUUAACAAAACACUGCUGAAAUGAUUACUGGAAUGUAGGAGAAAAAAACAACACAAGCCUCAAGAGACAUUGUUGUUGUUAUGCAAGACUGUGUGUGUGUGUGUGGGAGGGGCAGAGUCAUUCUAAUGGAGCACGCGUGUGUGUGUUCGUCAGCAUGCGUGGGUGUCCAUGUUCUUGUGUGCCCAAAAAAGAGGGGGGCUGAUGAAAGCCUUACUGAAUCAGACCACUGAAGCACUGAAUGUCAUCUCUCUGAAAUAGACCGAGUUUGAGUUCUCUGUUCAUCYUGUUUGGCCUUAUGCUUGUUUUGUGUGUCAUAUGAAAGCACAGCGAUUAUGUUAUAUUUAAGCGCCAGUUGUGAUGUUUUUGUGAGUGCAUGAUGAUUGUCUGUGUGUGAGGCUUGCUUUUCUCUCUGGCUGAAAGAGAAGACUGAACAGUUGGGUUUGUGUAAUGUGUUAACAAGUGCCAAGAUUGAGUGAGGUGAAUACCUCAGAAAUAGGUUGUUGUUACUUUCGAUAAGAACUAGAUUGUAAAAUCAUUGAUUUAAGUAUCAUCUACAGUACCAGUCAAAAGUUUGGACACACCUACUCGUUCAAGGGUUUUUMAUUAUUUUUUACUAUUUUCU